GUGUGCAUGUGUGGGGAUGAGCGGAGUGAACAAUUUAGUGUUACUUGUUAGCUGGCUGUCAGUGUCCAUGGUGUCAGGGUGUGGAUGAACAGGUGUAGUUUAUGAAAGUUAUUGUAGUCUGCAUCUCUGUCGGGGUCAGCCACUGUUACUUGCCCUAAUCUCGACUCUCUGAGCGCCUCUAGCUCUGACGACCGCGAUGCUUCGGAGUCAUCGUCAACAGUGCACUUGCCGUUUGCAGUAGGUUAUUGACUGAGCAACGUCAAACUGGGAGGGCACAUUAAUUGUUUGGACACUAAUCUACCUGAAAGAGUACUAGUCGCUGGGAACGGCUGGCCGCUCAGGCAAGUAAAGCGCAGCGCUAGGGGACGGCGUGACCGCUACGCGCUACGAUGGGCACAUCUCCGUCGCAGCAGCGGGCAAGAUCAGCGGCUCCCACCGUGGGAACGGGGUCGAGUUCCCUGGUGCACGAGGUGGAGGAGAUGGUCAUGGCAGUGUGCUUGUGGCCAGAGAGACUCAACAGUGUUGAGGAGAUUUGGAUAUCGGCGGACAAAUACGAAGUCAAGGCGUUCGCUGCCAAUGGUCGCGGUCAAGCACGCCACCUGCAACGUUGGCAACACGGUGCAAAGCAUGGAAGAUGCGCAGUGAACGCGAUGACUCUCGUGGACAAUGGCAGCCUUCUGGUUACAUCUGGUCGGCAUCCAGACAUUCACGUCUGGGAGACCAAGCACAUAAGCAAGGGCACAGGCGACGGUUCAGAUUCACCUCCGCUCGGCAUGUGUGCGCUGGAAGGUGGUCACGAUCUCUCCGCAGUUGCCUUGGCAGCGCCGAGCGGCCAAUUCGGAAAUCUGCAAGACUUAGUAUCCGGAGCGAGGGACACUGUUCUCCUUCACUGGGACAUCAGCAGGAACCACGUGGUCUCCACUAACCGGAGGUCUCGCAAUGUGAUAAAUCACCUGUGUUGGAAUCCGGCCGACGCACAUCAGUUUGCACAGACAGCCGAGGACAAAGUACUCAAGCUGUGGGAUACGCGCAGUUUCAAAGUAACCACUCAAUUUCCAGAGCAGGCACACAUCACAGUGAGUCCAUAGAGCUGUUCUAUUUUGUUUUUACUCUUUAUCUUAAGCGAAGGUCCCUGGUUUCAGUCCUGGCCGUAACAGUCACUUUUUCUUCAGACUUUUUCCCGUUUGCGUCUUUCCCCAAACCAGUGAAUCUUCACCUUUAAAAAAAAUAUUUUUUUUACGAAUGACCCAAUCCCUACGGUCAGACAGAUAGAGAAAAAAGCACAAGGACAGAUAAGAAAGGACAAUGCCGACUGGCUAUCUGUAGGGACUGCUUAACUAGCAGCAGUGUAGGAGGGGCGGAGUGAGCUGUUUUCUGUCGGAUUUUAAAAGUGGCCAGGUUGGACAUGGCAUGUGUGAAGAACGUAAUAACGAAAUAUGUGGUUGGUGUCCCAGCCACAA
This is a messenger RNA of Sycon ciliatum, 1460 nucleotides long. RefSeq lists its product as uncharacterized. Gene Ontology annotation, molecular function: protein binding. The record is from RefSeq and is a predicted model, not a curated record. The coding region runs from base 390 to 1088 and encodes 232 amino acids. NCBI's taxonomy places the organism in Eukaryota, Metazoa, Porifera, Calcarea, Leucosolenida, Sycettidae. The transcript has 6 exons.